Tupaia belangeri chinensis (Chinese tree shrew) is the source of this 3764-nucleotide messenger RNA. It is a transcript of the gene GCFC2, whose product is annotated as GC-rich sequence DNA-binding factor 2. Gene Ontology annotation, biological process: mRNA splicing, via spliceosome. The record is from RefSeq and is a predicted model, not a curated record. Gene Ontology annotation, molecular function: DNA binding. NCBI's taxonomy places the organism in Eukaryota, Metazoa, Chordata, Mammalia, Scandentia, Tupaiidae. Gene Ontology annotation, cellular component: nucleus.
UGUUCUGUGGCUGCUGUAAUUGAGAUUGCUUUCUUCAAUUAUGUCUCAGUCUUCAUUGUUGGUGUAUAAAAAUUCUAUAGAUUUUUGUAUAUUAGCUUUGUAUCUGGCUACUGAAUUUAUUUGUUACUUCUAGGAUUUUUUUUCCCAUGGAUUUCUUUGAAUUUUCUAUGCCUGUAAUCAUAUUGUCUGGAAAAAGGGACAGUUUUGCUUAUUUUUCCAUAUGAAUGCCUUUUAUUUUCCUCUCUUGUCUGAUUGCAUUGGUUUGGACUUCCAGCACUAUGUUGAAAAGGGGUGAAGAAAUUGAGAAGCCCUGUCUUUUUCCAGUUUUUAAUGGGAAGGUUUUAGUUUCUCUCUAUUCGAUAUGAUGUUCACAAUGGGUCUGUCAUAAAUGGCUUUUAUCGUGUGGAGGAAUGUCCUUUCUACCCCUAUUUCACUGGUGAAGGGCAACAUGAAUUGAGAGGUUCUCAGUCAUACCACUUUCAGCAAAGAAUAAAUGUGGAAGCUUAGUCUGGAAAUGUAAUCCCUUAAAUAAUCCAUUUUAUAAAACCCUUGGAAAGUAUUCUUUAACUCUUAAAGAGGACGUGGUUCAGCACAGGACCUGUACAUACCAUCAAACACUAAGUGAACUAAACAUUUAUUGCUCCAGAUGGAGAUAGAGGCACCCAAAUAAAUGUUUACCUAGGGAACCAAGAUCUCCAAGUUCAUGGCUAGUACUUGAGAGAAACAGCCCAAGUUAGACUCAGCCAUUCUUCUUAUCCCUCCAUCUCUCUAAACACCACCUUUUUUCCGAAUACAGAGGAUUUAACGAAAUAAAUAGUUUUCACUGAAGCCUCGCCGCCAGGAAGCAAACAUUUGAUUUUGGCCUAUCUGUGCUUUUAUCAUUUCAGUGUACAUUCUACUGUUUAGGUUUCAAAGGCACCACCACGCCCUCUGAAAGUGUUGUGGUAGAGUUUACUUCAUUAAGUUUUUGGUUGGAAAGAGCUUCCUCCGGAAAGAAUAGACGAAAAGGAUAUGGUUCCGGUUCCGAUUCCGGAUAGCGAGCCCAGCGCCUGAUUUGUAGACCGGGAGGAUGCCGCGGCGUGGGCUGGGACUCAGCUCCGGGAGGCCGCGGGAAUCUCCAGGCGGCGGUCCACACCGCCAGAUCCAGAAGGAAAGCAGCCUGUCUCCCAAGGCUGGUUCGCAGGAACUGCGCGUCGGACGCGCUCCAGGCAGGAAAACGCGCAUGCGCAAGGAGGAGCGUUCAGGGCUCCCGGAACGACGUGCGCGCGACGGCGAGGCCGAAGACCCGGCGGGUAGGCCCGGAAGUGGACACGCGCUCGGCGCUCAACUUGGCCAUGGCGCACCGGCCCAGGAGGACUUUCCGGCAGCGACGGGUGGAUUCCAGCGACAGCGACGUGGAGCAGUCUGCUGACCUCGGAGCGCCGGGAGAGCAGGCGGCCCCAGACGCCUCGGAGGAAAGGCCACCCUCUAGAGAAGGCCGCGCAGAGGUGGCCGAUCGGCCCCACCGAGGCCGAGGCUCUCGGGGCCGGGGCCGGGGCCGGGUGUGGGCGAGUUCUCGGCGCAACCUGGGAGCGGCUCCUCGCGGGGACGUCGGCCCGGGCCAACCAGAUGAAGAGAAUGAAACACAUCACUCCUCAGGAAGCAAGGAUGAUCAGAGUUCAUCUUCUGACAGCUCUAGCUCUAUGGAAGAAAAAGAAUUUACAUCAAUAGUUAACAUUCCUGAUGAGGCCUUUAUUCAGGCCGCCCGCAGAAAACGUGAAAUGGCUAGAGCCCAAGAUGAUUAUAUUGCUUUGGAUGGAAAACAUACCUCUGCUGUCUCUGGUAUAGAGAGAAACAGUGAUGAAGAUGCCAAAAGUGAGCCUGAUGACCAUGAAGAGAGAAUACCAUUUACACCAAAGCCUCAAACACUUAAACAGAGAAUGUUUGAAGAAACAAAAGAGGAAAAUCAGAAUAUUUGGGAACAACAACAAAUGAGGAAAGCAGUUAAAAUGAUAAAGGGAAGAAACAUAGACCUUUCCCACAGCAGAGAACCUCAAACAGUGAGGAAAUUUGAUACUUCUAUUUCAUUUCCACCCAUAAAUUUAGAACUGAUAAAGAAGCAACUAAAUACUAGAUUAACAUUACUACAGGAUACUCACCGCUCACACCUGAGGGAAUAUGAAAAAUGUAAACAAGAUGUCAAGAGCUCAAAGAGUACAAUUCAGAAUCUAGAGAAUUCAUCAGAUCAAGCUCUAAAUUAUAAAUUCUAUAAAAGCAUGAAAAUUUAUGUGGAUAAUUUAAUUGACUGUCUUAAUGAAAAGAUUGUCAUCAUCCAAGAAAUAGAGUCGUCCAUGCACACACUCCUUUCAAAACAAGCUAUGACUUUUCUGAAACGCAGGCAAGAUGAAUUAAAGCACGAAUCAUCAUAUUUGCAACAGUUAUCCCGCAAAGCUGAGACGACAUCAAAUGGAAGCUUGGCUAUAGAUGAAAAAACUCAGUGGAUUUUAGAAGAAAUUGAAUCUCGAAGGGCACAAAGAAGACAAGCCCGGACACUUUCUGGGACUAGUAACCAUCAGGAAGGGACAUCUAGUGAUGACGAACUAUCUUCUACAGAGAUGAUUGAUUUUCAAAAAAGCCAAGGUGACAUUUUACAGGAUCAUAAGAAAAUUUUUGAAGAUGUGCAUGAUGAUUUUUGUAACAUCCAGAAUAUUUUGUUGAAAUUUCAGCAAUGGCGAGAAAAGUUUCCUGAUUCCUAUUAUGAAGCUUUCAUUGGCUUAUGCAUACCAAAACUUUUAAAUCCCCUAAUACGAGUGCAGUUGAUUGGUUGGAAUCCUCUUAAGUUGGAUUCCAUAGGUUUAAAACAGAUGGCAUGGUUCAAAUCUAUAGAAGAAUUUAUGGAUAGUGGUGUGGAAAAUUCGAAGGAAGACAGUUCUGAUAGAAAAAUCUUGUUGGUUAUCAUCAACAAAACAAUUAUUCCUCGACUUGCAGACUUUGUAGAAUUCAUUUGGGAUCCCUUGUCGACCUCUCAGACAGCAAGUUUAAUAAUGCAUUGCAGAGUGAUUUUUGAAGAACUUUGGACUUGUGAAAAUGAAGCUAGUAAAAGCAAACAGGACUUACUUAAAUCCAUUGUUUCAAGAAUAAAGAAGGCAAUCGAAGAUGAUGUUUUUAUUCCUUUGUAUCCAAAGAGUGCUGUAGAAAACAAAGCAUCGCCACAUUCAAAGUUCCAAGAAAGACAGUUCUGGUCUGGACUAAAGCUUUUCCGUAACAUUCUUCAUUGGAAUGGACUCCUCCCAGAUGAUGCCUUGCACGAGCUAGGACUAGGGAAGCUGCUCAAUCGCUACCUUAUUAUAGCUCUUCUUAAUGACAUACCUGGACCAGAUGUUGUUAAAAAGUGCAACCAGGUAGCGGCAUGUCUACCAGAAAAAUGGUUUGAAAAUUCUGCUAUGAGAACAUCUAUUCCUCAACUAGAAAACUUCAUUCAGUUUUUAUUGCAGUCUGCACUUAAAUUAUCUAGAAGUGAAUUCAGAGAUGAAGUCAAAGAAAUCAUUAUCAUUCUGGUGAAAAUAAAAGCUUUCAAUCAAGCAGAAUCCUUCAUAGAAGAAUAUCAUCUAGACCAUCUUAAAUCAUUACUUAAAGAAGUUUGAGUGAACUUUAGAAAAGUACUAAGACCAGCAGGUGGCGUAAUGGUUACGUCACUGGACUUCAUGUAGUUGACUGCGGUUUGAGUCCCGGACACAAUGACUGGAAAUUUACACCAGGUGCAUGUGCAUGCAUGCUCAGGGUCC